AUUAAUAUUCAUAUUUUGUUCUCGAACCGUGUGUUGCGCCGUCUUUAACUGCAGAUAAUUGGAUAAUUGCACAGGAAAGAGAGCAUAUAAGAGAAUAGAUAGGAAUAAGCAUAAUCUAGACAAGACAAUUGACUGGUUAAACCAUUCGUUGACGGGCAAUUGCUGCGUUAACUUAACUAUCUCCCUCAAACCUCUCUCCCUCCCCGAACUUCAGCUCCGUAUUUCCUGGUAUCAUUUAUAUUUGUUUGUAUCUACAAAUAUAUAUAUUAGGGAAUGCCCCUCCUCCGCCCCCCGUUCUCUUCCUUUUCUUCUUCAAUUCUUACGUCCAACCUCAGAAAGUUCAGAGUCACUACACCCUCAGCAACAACUCUCCCACAUCCCUCCCGCAUCCCCGCACGCAACUACCACCACCCCGCCACUCCACGCCUGAAGCUGGCCUCUACUACCCCUGCUAUUUCUACCACCAACCCCAUCAAUAUCUCGUCCAAUCUACGACUGUAUUCUCUCGCCAGGCAAUUCUCCUCGUCGUCCGUGUCUUCCGAUUCCGUGCCAUCCGCCGAUAAGCCCUCAUCUACAACCAUGGCUCCCAUCGACGAAGUGCACAAGUACGACUACAUUGUCAUUGGCGGCGGUAGCGGCGGCAGUGGUGCUGCCAGGAGAGCAUCUGGAUGGUAUAAGGCGAAGACCCUCAUUGUUGAGAAUGGGAGGUCCGGCGGAUGCUGUGUUAACGUCGGUUGCGUCCCCAAAAAGAUGACCUGGAACUUCUCCUCCAUCUCCGAAACCCUGCGUGACGGCGUGCAUUACGGCUACGACAUUCCCCAGAACAUCCCCUUCGACUUCUCCGUCUUCAAGCGCAAGCGCGACGCCGUCAUCGAGCGCCUCAACGCCAUCUACGAGCGCAACUGGAACCGCGAGGGCAUCGAUCUCGUCCACGGCACCGCCCGCUUCACCGGGACCAAGGAGAUCGAAGUGGAGUUACAGGACGGCAGCGGGAAGGCCCGAUAUACGGCCCCGCAUAUUUUGAUUGCCACGGGCGGUUACCCGCUUAUCCCUGAGGAUGUCCCCGGCGCGCACCACGGCAUCACCAGCGACGGGUUCUUCGACAUUGAGGUCCUCCCGCCCAAGAUCGCGGUGGUUGGCGCGGGAUAUAUCGCUGUCGAGCUGGCUGGUGUGCUGCAGUCCAUCGGCGUCGAGACCCACAUGUUCAUCCGUGGUGAUACGUUUUUGCGCAAAUUCGACCCGAUGGUCCAAACGACCAUGACCAAGCGGUAUGAGGAUAUGGGUGUGAAGAUCCAUAAGGGGUUCACUGGCUUUAAGCAGGUGGAGCUGCUCAGUGAUGGCAAGGGCCCGGAGAAGAGGUUGAAGAUCACAAAGAGUGACGGUGAGGUGUUCGAGGUCAAUGAGCUGCUGUGGGCGAUUGGACGAGCACCGGCUAUUCAGGAUCUGAAUCCGGAGAAAGCUGGAGUCCAGCUUAAACCUUCUGGCCAUAUUGUUGUUGAUGAGUUUCAGAAUACCUCCGUUGACGGAAUUUAUGCCUUGGGUGACGUGACGGGGCAGGCAGAACUGACUCCUGUCGCCAUCGCCGCCGGCCGCCAGCUCGGGAACCGCCUCUUCGGGCCCCCCGAGCUCAAAUCCUCCAAACUCUCCUACGACGACAUCCCCACCGUCGUCUUCUCUCAUCCCGAAGUCGGCACGACUGGCCUGACGGAGCCACAAGCCAUCGAGAAGUACGGCAAGGAGAACAUCAAGGUCUACCAUACGAAAUUCUCCGCCAUGUACUACGACGUCAUGCCUGUGGAGGAGAAGCAGAGAAACCCGACGGAGAUGAAACUCGUCUGCGCGGGCCCGGAGGAGAAGAUUGUUGGCCUGCAUAUUUUGGGUCUAGGCGUCGGGGAGAUGUUGCAGGGCUUUGGGGUUGCGGUUAAGAUGGGCGCGACGAAGAAAGAUUUCGAUUCUUGUGUCGCUAUUCAUCCGACGAGUGCGGAGGAAUUGGUUACGAUGCGAUAGAUUAUAGAGGAAGUCUCGCUAGGAAGUAUAUGUAUGUAGAUAGUAAGAAGAUGUGUUUGAAUAUAAGUCAUGUUUUGGUUUAAUUCAUAAUCAAGAGCAACUGAUAUUCCACUGGUCACUGCGCAUGGACCAACUCUUGAAAAAAAAUAAAAGUAAAAAAGUAAUCAUCCCUUAAUCCGUCCCUAUUUCAUAGACACACAUACCCAAAUCCUCGUACUUCGAAAAAUAACAAAUCACAACUUCGCCCCUAUCGCCCUCGGCUUAACAUCCACCGGGGUCCACCAGGGGUAAACCUCCGGCACAUCCCCCUUGGUGCCAAAACUCGCCUUAAACUCCGGCGCCCUCUUCUGCAAAAAGCUCUUGACCCCUUCCUCAUUCUCCCUGCCCCCAAACAUCCCAUAAAUAACUUUCGAAUCCAACAAAUGCGCCUCCUCCGCGCUGCAGGGACCCCGAUACAUCAUCUCCCUCAUCAGCGUCGACGCCACCGUCGACGUAUUCUUGGCAAUGUCCGCCGCAAUCUCCAGCGCGCGCGCCACCGUUUCCGCGCCCGUGGGCAGCACUUCGGAAAACAACGAGCCGAACAGAGGGUGUUCGGCCGGGUAUGUGGAGCCCGUUGCGGUGAGGUGGAGCGCGCGGCUGUAGCCGAUCAGGCGCGGGAGAAAGAAGGAGGAGGCGGCUUCCAUCACCAGGCCACGACGCGAGAAGACGAAGCCGAUCUUUGAGCCGCGGGUUGCGAGGCGGAUUGUGGCGGGGAGGGUCAUUGUGAUGCCGAUGCCGACGGCGGGGCCGUUCAGGGCCAUUAUUGUUGGUUUGCGGCAGGCGUUUAUGGCGAGGGUUACGCGGCCGCCACUGGUUGGGGGGUUAGUUUUUUCUUUUGUUUUCUUUUCUUGUAUUUUAUUUUCUUGUUGCUUUUGGGUUGCCUAUUGGCGUAUGAGGGCAAGUUAUCGCGAACCGGAGGGAGGUAACAAGAAUGGGUAAAUAAACUGAAACAUGUGAUGGGAAUUGAGGAAACUGAGUUACGCACCCGUCUCUAUGCUCAACCCCAUCGUCGCCAGGAUUCCUCCUCGAUCCAUCGCCGGACGAGCUCUUCGGGAACCCAAUCUCCAGGUCCGCCCCGGCGCAAAACGCGCGCCCCGCUCCCGUCACCACAAUGGCUUUGACGCGGUCGUCCACGUCGACCAUGUUGAAAAACGAGAUCAUCUCGUCCGCCAUCGUUCCCGUAAACGCAUUGAGCUUAUCAGGCCGAUUGAGAGUUAAGAGGAGGACGGGGGUGGCCGUGGAGGCGCUAGCGGGUACAUGAUCGAUUUUGAUGUGCUGGGUUUGCAGCGCGGAGUAUGAUGGAGGGAUUUGGAUGGCCAUGGUGAUAGAGGUUGGAUGGAUGGGGCGAUUUGUUAUGUUCAAUUGAUGUUGUAGAGGAUCUGGGGGAUAGAAUUGUUAGUUCUGUUCGCGCCUUUCGGAGAUGUUAUCCUUUGCCUAGUAAAUCCCGGGACAAUUGCUUUUAUUUGUCCAUUAAGUUGUAUGUACAUGACUAUGGACUGCAGCGGAGUGCAUAGCAAUAUGUACUAGAAAGCAUCAAUAAAACAAGUCGGCAUACCUUCUGUGUUUUCUUUAUACUGUAUUCACCUGCACAA
This is a messenger RNA of Blastomyces gilchristii SLH14081, 3638 nucleotides long. RefSeq names its product glutathione reductase (NADPH). Gene Ontology annotation, molecular function: glutathione-disulfide reductase (NADPH) activity; NADP binding; flavin adenine dinucleotide binding. The transcript is spliced from 4 exons. NCBI's taxonomy places the organism in Eukaryota, Fungi, Ascomycota, Eurotiomycetes, Onygenales, Ajellomycetaceae. The record is from RefSeq and is a predicted model, not a curated record. Gene Ontology annotation, cellular component: mitochondrion; cytosol. Gene Ontology annotation, biological process: glutathione metabolic process; cell redox homeostasis; cellular response to oxidative stress. Bases 274 to 2007 code for a protein of 577 amino acids.